Molecule: messenger RNA, 3335 nt
Organism: Paralichthys olivaceus (Japanese flounder)
Lineage: Eukaryota; Metazoa; Chordata; Actinopteri; Pleuronectiformes; Paralichthyidae
Gene: calcrla
Product: calcitonin receptor-like a
Biological process (GO): cell surface receptor signaling pathway; angiogenesis; adenylate cyclase-activating G protein-coupled receptor signaling pathway
Cellular component (GO): plasma membrane
Molecular function (GO): calcitonin receptor activity; calcitonin gene-related peptide receptor activity; adrenomedullin receptor activity
Source: RefSeq, a predicted model, not a curated record
CCCGAGUGCGCUGCGCUCACUGAGAGCCGGAGAGCCGCCGUGUGUGGAGCAGCUGCGAAGCCGAGGACGAGGACACUCUCCGGGGACUCCAUUCCCGCUGAAAGCUCCUGCGCUGCGCUUGGAUUUUUUUACGCUGCGGUAGGACGCGCUGAAACCCACCAUCUGUUGAAGGUCGAUCAUCAACCAGCUCUGACAUGGCCAAAAGGAAGAUGGACAGCAUCGGGCGGAGCUGGAUGGUGGUGCUCAUACUGCUGUGUGAUAUUACAAAGUUUUUCGUGGAAGGGAGUCUGGGGUCAAAUGAAACUGAGCACCAGCAUCCGACCAACGUCUACCAUGACGUUGGAGUCACCAGGGACAAGAUCGUAACUGCACAGUUCGAGUGCUAUCAAAAGAUAAUGAAGGACAGCACCCACAGCAGACAAGAGCCCCUGUGUAAUCGUACGUGGGAUGGCUGGCUGUGUUGGGACGACACGAAGGCGGGGGUCAUCUCAGAGCAGCACUGCCCAGACUACUUCCAGGAUUUCGAUCCGUCAGAGAUGGUCACAAAGAUUUGCGCUGACACUGGUGACUGGUUCCUGCAUCCUGUUAGUAACCGGACAUGGAGCAACUACACCCGCUGCAAUCAACACACCAAUGAAGUCAGAGUGACUGCAAUGAAUCUUUUCUACUUAGCCCUGAUAGGACAUGGAUUGUCACUGACGUCCCUCUUAAUCUCCCUUGGAAUAUUCUUCCAUUUCAAGAGUUUAAGUUGCCAAAGGAUCACCCUUCACAAAAACCUCUUCUUCUCCUUUGUUCUCAACUCUGUCAUCACCAUUGUUCUGUUGACAGCAGUGGCAAACAACCAGGAGGUGGUACAGAGUAAUCCAACAAGCUGCAAAGUGUCCCAAUUCAUACAUCUCUACCUAUUUGGCUGCAACUACUUCUGGAUGCUGUGUGAGGGAAUAUACCUGCACACUCUCAUCGUGGUGGCCGUGUUUGCUGAGAAGCAGCAUCUAAUGUGGUACUACCUCCUCGGCUGGGGCUUUCCUCUCAUUCCGGCGACCAUACAUGCCGUUGCUCGAAGUUACUACUACAAUGACAACUGUUGGAUUAGCUCCAAAACAUCGCUACUCUACAUCAUCCACGGCCCCAUCUGUGCUGCUCUUCUGGUGAAUUUGUUCUUUCUGCUGAAUAUUGUGCGAGUGCUCAUCACCAAACUGAAGGUGACCCAUCAAGCGGAGUCGAGUCUCUACAUGAAAGCAGUGAGAGCCACCCUCAUCCUGGUGCCUCUUCUGGGAAUUCAGUAUGUGCUGCUGCCUUACAAGCCAGAGGGACGGGUGUCCUCUGAAAUCUAUGACUACAUCAUGCACAUACUUAUGCAUUACCAGGGUCUGCUGGUGGCCACCAUCUUCUGCUUUUUCAACGGAGAAGUCCAGGCAGUUCUGAGAAGGCACUGGAACCAGUAUAAUAUCCAGUUUGGCAGCAGCAUAGGAAACCACUCGGACGCCCUGCGCUCGGCAUCCUACACGGCCUCCUCCAUCACAGAGGUUCAGGGCUGCUACAGCAUCGACGGCCACACUGAACACAUGAACGGGAAGGGCUGCCACGAGGCAGACGCCUCCAUCUUAAAAUCAGAUAACCCCUUCGCCUGACAGUGACACUCUUAUCAAACACUACCCAUCCUGUCCCACCCAUAAAAACUGCAGCAUGUUUGGAGCGCUGUGGAAACCGAGGGGAAACUUGCCACUUCCCUGGAUUCACAACUUAAGAAGAAACAAGAGAGGAAAACGUCUGUAAAUCCAGGCUCUCGCCCAUUUCUCUGUCACACCGACACAGGCCCUUUAACUGUACUGUAAGGUGAGCUCGGUACAGCUACUCCUGCGCUGUCUCGUCUACAACUUGCAACUGGACCGCUUCACUCGGACUAAGAUGCAUUCUGAUGACCGUAACUUCUUUGCAGUCUUUCUGCCUGACAAAAUAGUUUUUUUAAAUGGAUGGAUAUUAACUCGAUUAUCCUCAUGGGGUCACGUCGUGCACAAAACGCCUUUAGUUACACUGUAAAUGUUUUGAAAUGGAUUAGUGCCAAACCACGAAUCCUGCCUGCCAUCAUGACAGAAUCAGAAAAGAACCAGGUGCAUAAUAAUAUAUUAAAGCAUAUAUUAUAUAUUUCACAUAUUCAACCUAAUUUAUCUGAACUUAUUUUUGUUUAUUAAAUGAAAACAGAAUAAAUACCGCACAGUAUUUAUUGACGUUAUAUAAAGUUAUAAAGUUGUGCUACAUUAUCUCAGAAUUGUAGUGUUGCAGGCUGCAUAUAGACUUUAAAAGCAUUUCUAGUUUGUUUUAGUGUUUGUUCCUACAUGUGCAGUUAAUGCAGACGAUGGUGUGAAUCAUACCAUUAGAGGUAUCAUCAUGCUAACUUUCUCAGCGUGUUUUACUGUAAGUGAUCCUUACUGUCAUGUGCAUCCUUUAAAACCACACGGAAGUUUGUAAUGUGACUUGUCGACACAAUAUUAUCACCGAGAAGCCAUCUUGAAGUCACCUGUACUCCGACAUCUGCUCAUAAUACUUGAAUGUAACAGUAACGUUUGAAGACCUGGCUCUGCUGAACAUAAACACAUCACAUUCCUGUUCACUGCUGUCUUUAGCCUUACUCUUCUUCUCUCUUAGAUGUGAACAUGACUGGGUGUUCAGACCAAAACAGCACUGUGUUUCAAAAGCGGUUGGGGGGGAUAUUUCAUCAAGUUGAAAUUUGAUGUUUGACGUAUGGUUGGUACAAGCCAUGAAUCAGUUCCUUCAUCGUGCAGCUAUACUUUUGGGGCACAUCUCUACAGUUCCAAUUCUGUGCAAAAAAUGCUUUUUACAAUCCAGACGAAGCUAAUACCAAUUAGCUGAAUCAAGUUAGUUUGCUAGCCAGUUGCAUGUUUCUCGUAAAACGCAGCACUAAAUCGCCUUUAACUUCGGAAGAUAACUAUGUUAUUUGGCUAAGACAACUUAUGUUUGCUUCGGCUUUGAAAUGCUCUAGUUUCUCAUUUUUUUUACAGUGCAGUUGUACUAAAGAAGUCAAGCUUGAGGACCCUGUGAUCACACUUUUAACUUGUGCGAAAGAAAAAGUAAAAAAUAAUGUAAAACUCUUUGUAAUCUGAGAAACACUUGUAAAUCAAUAAAAGAAAAUGCAGUUGUUAGCUUCAGCUAUGAAUUUCAUUUGUCUAGUGCCAUUGUGCUACAAAAGACAAGUGUGGAGACAAUGGAGGAUUACUGUGAUCACGCUUUCAACUUGCACGUAAAAUAAAAGGCUUAAAAAAAUGUAACGGAAACGGAAAAAAAUUAAUCCUAAGAAAGUUUUAUCAAUAAUAAUU